This is a messenger RNA of Canariomyces notabilis, 1270 nucleotides long. RefSeq names its product GroES-like protein. Gene Ontology annotation, molecular function: oxidoreductase activity, acting on NAD(P)H. Lineage: Eukaryota; Fungi; Ascomycota; Sordariomycetes; Sordariales; Chaetomiaceae. The record is from RefSeq and is a predicted model, not a curated record. Bases 70 to 1158 code for a protein of 362 amino acids. The transcript has a single exon.
AGUUCUAACGGCCUUCAGGGGGUGUAAGGGAAUAACCAGUGAAAGUAGAAAUCCCACAGCGCCACGGCAAUGGCACGAAUGCGCCAGGCUCUCGUCAGUUCAACGCUCGGGAGGCUUGUGGUGGCUAGUCAUGUUAGCAUUCCGGCCCCAGAGCAGGGCGAGAUGCUGUGCCAGACUGCCGCCGUAGGGCUGAAUCCAGGAGACGUCAAGUUCAGCGACUACACAUCCCUACAAGGCACCAUCGGAGGGUUUGACUUCGCUGGCGUGGUUCUACAAGUCGGUCCGGGCGUGACGAGAUUCAAAGCAGGCGAUAGAGUAGCCGGCUUCGCACACGGCUAUGACUCGAACAACAAGUCGAGCGGUGCCUUUGCCGACGUUGUCCUAGCGGUGGAGGACCUGACGCUUAAGCUCCCUCACGACUGGACAUUCGAGCAGGGAGCCACGCUAGGGACGAUCGUUGCCACAGCCGGAAUGGCUUUGAGCCACUACCUAGACAUUCCUCUACCGGAAGCCGACAGCGAACGAACAAACGCAACCGGUGGCAAGACCAGCGAUCAAGAUGGCGAGUACGUCCUCGUUUCAGGCGCCGCCACUGCCACGGGAAUGGUAGCGACGCAGCUUCUCCGACUGGCUGGCUUCCGGCCGGUGGGAACGUGCUCACCGAGAAGCGCAGAGCUCGUGCGGUCGUUGGGCGCCGUUGCCACGCUGGAUUACCGCUCGCCAACGUGCGGCGCCGACAUUCGCUCCCUCACGGGCAACUCGUUAACACGCGUGCUCGACUGCGUCACCAGCGCCGAAACCAUGGCCAUGUGCUAUUCCGCAAUCGGGUCCAAGGGCGGUCGCUACGUGGCCCUGGACCCCGUGUCAACGCACGUCAAGUACACGCGUCGCGAUGUCAGCGCCGACUGGCCCAUGGCGUUGGCCAUCUUCGGGCAUCCUGUACGACUGGCGGGCGUCUACGGACGGCCGGCAACACCAGCGCUGAGGGGGCUCGGAGCGCGUAUAUUCUGCAUGGCUGAGGCCCUGAUUGAGCGGGGCGAGCUGCGGGGGCCGCCGUUCCAAGUGCGGAAAGGAGGGUUGGCGGCGGUAGACAGAGGGAUAGAGGACCUGCGGAAGGGGAGGGCCAAGGGAGAGAAGUUGGUGUAUCCUCUGGCUUGACUCGGACACCGAUUGACCGACAUGACGACUCUGGUUUCAUUAGCAUUGGGUUUGUCGGUAAGAAACGAACGCCGUGCCGUUGGCACGCAUACGUACAUUAGGGAUUCAAUGG